CCUGACGACUCAACAACGGGUGGUCCACUUCACUCGUCCAACUCCGCUCGCCAAGCAUUACUUGGAGCUGUCAGCCUCGAAUUCUUUAGGAGGCCCAGUGGGGAUGAACGUGUUUCGGAACGCGCACGCGCUGAGCUGAGAGGAUAUCCGUUUCCAGCCACAGCCACCACCGCCGCCGCCGCCGCCGCAGCAGCAGCAGCAGCAGUAGGUUAUCUGGCAGCGAGCGGCCGACGCACGCGGCGCCAUUGCCGGUCUAGAUCGGACCGAUCGUUCCUCUCACCCGGUCCGCCUUCCGCGUGUGCAGAUCUGCACCGCUCGUCUUGCGGGCUAGCCGCCUAAAAGGCAGUGGCUCCUUUUUUCCUCUUUUUUCUAGUGGGACUACGACACUGUAGGCGGGUAUAUUCGUUUGCUGAAGCUGCUGAGGCACUUCCCUACUCUACGACUACUCUUGGUACCUGCUGAUCGGUCUGAUCGGCCGCUUGGUUUUUUGUCGGAGGGUUUACUUGUGAGGGUCUGUCUUUCGUUGCUCGAUAGGCCCCGAGCGGUGUGAUCUUCCGUUGAAGGGGUUUUACGAGGGUACAAGGAGCAGGCGUGCUGUUCGCUUCAGGGAGGCCGUGCUGUGGGCGACAUGGCGGCGGCGUUGGCUACAGUCGCGAAGGCGAAGGACGGGUCGCACGUGUCGCUGGACGGCGUGCGCGACAAGAACGUGGGGCAGCUGCGAAAGCUGAACGCGGCGAUGUUUCCUGUCAAGUACCAGGAGAAGUACUACAGCGACGCCAUGGCUGCCGGCGAAUACACCAAACUAGCGUUCUACAGCGACGUGCACGUGGGCGCGGUGGCGUGCCGGCUGGAGCGCGAGGCGGGCAGCGGCGGCGGCAGCAAGGUGUACAUCAUGACGCUCGGCGUGCUCGCGCCCUACAGACGCCUCGGCAUUGGCUCAUUGCUGCUGCAGCACGUGCUGGGUCAGUGCGAGGCGGAGGGGUCGGGGGUGCGGGAGGUGUAUCUGCACGUGCAGACCAACAACGAGGAGGCCAUCGCCUUCUACAAGCACUUUGGCUUCGCUAUAACGGACACCAUUAAGAAUUACUACCGCCGCAUCCAGCCCCCCGACUGCUAUGUGCUCUCGCGCUCCUUUGGCCCAACGUCCUCCUUCCAGCCCAAUGGCACUGCUGCUGCUGCAGGGCAAUAGAAGGCUUCUUACGUGUAGUUGAAAGGCAACUGCAGCGCAGCUGCUGCUGCUGCUUUUCCUUCUAGAACUAUUCCCAAAGGCUCUAAUCCCAGGCCCGUUCCUCCAGUUGAUUACUGCUUCUGCUACAGGGCAAUAAGGGCCACCGCCAAACUCUGGUUUCAUCCUCCCUGCCUCCGUUAUAAGCUAGACCCGCUUUUAGGGAUUGUUCUGGCAACCUGACUGUAGUGAAAUGCAUGCUGGUUGGGUUGGGUUGGGUUGGACUUUGAAACAAAGCACCUUGACUGCAUGGACACUGUUAGGGUAAUGGUACCGUAGUAGCUCUCUAGUAUUGUCCAGCCAAAGUGCAUGGGGGUUGCUAGCUAUACUAAUCAUUCAUGCUC
This is a messenger RNA of Closterium sp. NIES-67, 1569 nucleotides long. Lineage: Eukaryota; Viridiplantae; Streptophyta; Zygnematophyceae; Desmidiales; Closteriaceae. The record is from the annotation of a GenBank genome assembly.